AAAAAAGCUCGACACGUCAAUGUAUUCAAAUUACAGUCGACUGUUAUCAGAUGUUAAAACAGAUACUGAAUCAAAUUUGGACAAAUUAAACUCGGACAAAUCGAAUAACAAUAAAAAAAAAAAAAAAACAGCUACUAAAUCAGACAUAAUAAAUAAACUUCGUAGUUUUAACAUUUUCAAAAUAGCAGAUUCCUAUUAUGAAAAUAGAGUGCUUGAUAGGAUUAAUAAUAUAUAUAAAGUUGUAAACGACCAGAAUAUUGAUGAUAAAACUUUCUGGCUAACUGUAUUGCGUAAUAUGAGCAUGAUAUAUGCUUUCCCCUCUUUACUGUUUUUAUCAGGAUGUUUCUUUUUAUCAAUAAGUGAAAGGGGAUCAAAUUUACGUUCUUUUGUCAUUCUUUUAAUAAGUUGGUUAGUCUUUUUUUAUACUUACACAAAAAUUUUAAAAUAUAAUGUUCUUUUUGAACCUAAGGAUAAAUACGAAUUUGGUAAUCAUAUUUAUACCUUCAAAAUAUUGUUCAUAUA
Molecule: messenger RNA, 522 nt
Organism: Plasmodium cynomolgi strain B
Lineage: Eukaryota; Apicomplexa; Aconoidasida; Haemosporida; Plasmodiidae
Exons: 1
Source: RefSeq, a predicted model, not a curated record